CUGUAUAAAUCAUACUCGGUAUAUAUAGAAAAAUAUGUUCAUUAUAUCUUCAUACAGUAUUUUUUACUUGGCUAUCUUUUUGUACCUAUUUUCUCUUUCAAUUUAUAAAAGUUGAAAUGGGAGACGGCGAUGAGGAGAAACCAGACCGGCGCCACCACCACCACCACUCUGACACGGAGGUGGUGGGGCCGGAAAGGAUACUGUACAGCGGUCCGAUGAGCGGGCCGCUUCAUCGCAAGAAGGGCGGGAAGAAGAGUACGUGGUUCAACAUGCCCCGGGAGACGUCGUCAUCGUCGGGCAUCUUAGCCGAGGACGGCGCUGGGUACGUGGAGCUCACGCUCGACGUCCGGGACGACUCUGUGGCAUUGCACAGCGUGAAAUCCACCCCCACUGCCUCUGGCGGCGGCGGCGGGGAGGAGGACCCGGAGCUGGCGCUCCUGGCGAAAAAAGCAUCCCUGGGGUCGGUGCUCGUGAGCACCGCCUCGUCGAGGUUGAGACAAGUGUCCCAAGAGCUGAAGCGGCUGACUUCGUUCACAAAACGGCCCAACCAGGCGGGUCGUUUUGCCCGGACCAAGUCAGCCGCCGCUCACGCGCUGAAAGGGCUCAAGUUCAUCAGCAACGCCCACGGCGGGUCCGGUUGGCCCGCCGUGGAGAAGCGGUUCGACGAGCUCACCGCCUCCAAUGUUGGGCUUCUUCCAAAAGCCAAGUUUGGGGAAUGUAUAGGUAUGAACAAGGAGUCAAAGGAGUUUGCAGAUGAGCUAUUUGAUGCACUUUCGAGGAGGAGAAAUAUAACAACAGAUUCCAUAAACAAAGCACAAUUAAGAGAGUUUUGGGAACAAAUAUCUGAUCAGAGUUUUGAUUCCAGACUUCAAACUUUCUUUGAUAUGGUUGAUAAGGAUGCAAAUGGCAGAAUCACAGAAGAGGAAGUGAGAGAGAUUAUAAGGCUGAGUGCAGGUGCGAAUAAGCUAUCAAAUAUACAGAAGCAAUCGGAUGAAUACGCGGCAAUGAUCAUGGAAGAGUUGGACCCUUUUAACCUCGGUUACAUUAUGAUAGAGAGCCUAGAGACGCUGCUCCUGCAGGCGCCAAGCCAGAGUGCAGGGAGAGGGCUGGAGACCCGAAACCUCAGCCAAAUGCUAAGCCAGAAGCUGAAGCCGGCACCCGAAGCCAACCCAGUCCUCAAAUGCUACAGAGGCGCCAAGUACUUCUUCCUGGACAACUGGCAGAGGGUGUGGGUCCUCUCCCUGUGGGCCUGGGCCAUGGGCGGGCUGUUCGGCUGGAAGUACGCCCAGUACAAGGGCCGACGGGCCGCCUACGAUGUCAUGGGCCCUUGUGUCUGCUUGGCUAAGGGUGCAGCCGAGACGCUCAAGCUCAAUAUGGCUCUCGUCCUUUUGCCUGUCUGCAGGAAUACGAUCACCUGGCUUAGGAACAAGACCCGCCUCGGCGUGGCGGUGCCGUUUGACGAUAACCUCAACUUUCACAAGGUGAUCGCAGUGGCAAUAGCGAUUGGAGUGGGAAUCCACGGGAUAUCGCACCUGACAUGUGAUUUCCCGAGACUGCUACGCGCGAGCUCGGAGAAGUACGAGCCGAUGAAGCGAUUCUUCGGAGAGCAGCCAAAGAGCUAUUGGUUUUUUGUGAAGGGAGUGGAAGGGGUGACUGGGAUUGUAAUGGUGGUGUUGAUGGCCAUAGCUUUUACUCUUGCAAGUCCAUGGUUUAGAAGGAAUAGGGUGAAAUUGCCAAAACCCUUUGGCAAAAUAACUGGCUUCAAUGCAUUUUGGUACUCCCACCACUUGUUUGUCAUUGUCUAUGCCCUCCUCUUAGUACAUGGUGUCAAACUCUACUUGACCAACAAAUGGUACAAGAAAACGACAUGGAUGUACUUGGCAGUCCCUAUUCUCCUCUACGGUGGAGAAAGAUUGAUUAGAGCCUUCAGGUCCAGCAUCAAACCGGUUAAGAUUCUUAAGGUGGCAGUGUACUAUGGGAAUGUGCUGACACUACAAAUGUCAAAGCCUCAAGGGUUUAGAUACAAAAGCGGGCAAUACAUGUUUGUCAACUGUGCUGCUGUUUCCCCUUUCGAAUGGCACCCGUUCUCAAUAACUUCAGCACCCGGAGAUGACUACCUGAGUGUUCACAUUCGGACGCUCGGAGAUUGGACUAGACAACUCAAAACUGUUUUCUCUGAGGUCUGCCAGCCCCCACCAAAUGGUAAAAGUGGACUCCUAAGAGCUGACUACUUGCAAGGAGUGAAUAACCCCAACUUCCCAAAGGUGUUGAUUGAUGGACCAUAUGGGGCACCAGCCCAAGACUACAAAAAGUAUGAUGUGGUUUUUCUGGUAGGGCUAGGGAUUGGAGCCACCCCUAUGAUAAGCAUUGUCAAGGACAUAGUUAACAACAUUAAAGAAGAAGACAUAGAAGAUGCAAAAACACAAGAACAAGACACAGAAGAUGGUGGGUUUGGCCAGAGGAACAAAAACAACCACCACCACUUCAAGACCAAAAGGGCAUAUUUCUAUUGGGUCACUAGGGAACAAGGCUCGUUCGACUGGUUCAAAGGUAUAAUGGACGAAGUGGCAGAGAUGGACCGGAAUCACGUGAUAGAGAUGCACAACUACUGCACAAGCGUAUACGAGGAAGGCGACGCGCGAUCUGCGCUCAUAACAAUGCUUCAGACGCUACACCACGCCAAGAAUGGCGUGGAUAUCGUCUCUGGGACCCGCGUCAAGUCCCAUUUCGCUAAGCCUAAUUGGCGCAACGUUUACAAAAGCAUCGCCCUCAAUCACGCCAAUGCAAGAGUUGGGGUUUUCUACUGUGGGGCACCCGCAUUGACCAAGGAGUUGAGACAGCUGGCAUUGGAUUUUUCACACAAGACAUCUACCAAAUUUGAUUUCCACAAGGAAAAUUUUUGAGACCCACUUCUUCUUCUCUAGCUUUAUAUGUGCUCCAAUCCAUCAUAAUCUUACGUACAGACAAGGACAAAAAGCUUAGUUUUUUUUUCAUUUCACACUAAGGUAAUCUGUUGAUCUUAUAUAUUUGUAAUUUGAUGCACAAGUUGUUGUUGUUGAUGCACAAGUUAAAUAUGUUGAAAAUUCAAUAAAUGUAAUUAUUAUUA
Molecule: messenger RNA, 3106 nt
Organism: Cuscuta campestris
Lineage: Eukaryota; Viridiplantae; Streptophyta; Magnoliopsida; Solanales; Convolvulaceae
Source: the annotation of a GenBank genome assembly